Messenger RNA from Acomys russatus (golden spiny mouse), 1986 nucleotides. It is a transcript of the gene Fam53a, whose product is annotated as family with sequence similarity 53 member A. Lineage: Eukaryota; Metazoa; Chordata; Mammalia; Rodentia; Muridae. Gene Ontology annotation, cellular component: nucleus. The transcript is spliced from 5 exons. The coding region runs from base 527 to 1465 and encodes 312 amino acids. Gene Ontology annotation, biological process: protein import into nucleus. The record is from RefSeq and is a predicted model, not a curated record.
UGGUCAUGUGGUGAUUUCUCUUUACAGAGACACAGCCCUGAAGAGUCUAGAAAUGGGUCAGCUUCUUUAAGACAGCGCUAUAACCCUGAGUUUUAGCUCAGACCUGAUGGCUUGAGCCUGCUGAUGUCCAGUGUUUUGGAAAUCCAGUGCCUGUAGAUGUGGACUAAGGAAGAGCACCGACCAUGGUCACUCUGAUCACGGAAAAGCUGCAGAACCAGAGUUUGGAUGACCUUACGCGCAGGGCCCGUGAGGCUAGCCCGUGCCAUGACACUUGAAGCUAACACAGAUACACUCUGAGUACAGCUAGGGAUUCCAGAAAUACAAAGCAAAGAAAUAUUCUGCUGAGAAACUGAGCAAAAGUGGCCAUUUGUUCCCUUUGGAGAUUGGCGUGGACAAAAGUCCCUGGAAGGCCUUACAUGGAGGAUGGCCCAUUGGAAGCCAGGCGGCCUCAGGCCCCUUCCCAUUGGGCUCACAUGGUGGGGCUCACACUGAAGGUCUCAAGUGGCAGCUGGAAUCCCCAGGGCCUAUGGAUGUGGGCAGCUUCUUGGACCUCCAUGAGAGCACAGGGCCUCCUGCAGCACCACCAACCAAGCGACACUGCCGGUCCCUGUCAGAACCAGAAGAGCUGACUCGAUGCCGUUCUCCAUGGCGCCCUGGUAGCUCCAAGGUGUGGACUCCCAUCUCUAAAAGGAGAUGCAACAGCGGUGGGAGUGCCACACUGCAGUGCUGCAGUGGCCUUGGGAACCCUACCCUGCAGGGAAGUCUAGGUCCAGGCCUACCCAGGAGUCCUGUGUCGCCUGCUGGCCCUACCUCACCACUGACGCCCCGGCCAGCCUCAGCCAGCAGUGGCUUUGUGGAAGGCAGUGAGGGCAGUACAAGCUCAGGUCCUCCCUGGCUUUCCACAGGACCCUGCCCGUUUUCCUCCAGGCGUCGACUGUCUCUCUCACAAGAGCACCUUGUAGAUGCAAGCGCUUGCCUUCCUUCAGCCAACAGCACCCCCACGUCUACACCUGAGCUAGGCCGGCACCAUGGCCUGCUUCGGUGCCGCUCACAGCCUUGUGUAUUGGAUGGGAGGAGGGUCCGGCGCAAGCGGAGACGGGAGGAGGAUGCCAGGUGGACGCGCCCAUCCUUGGACUUUCUGAAAAUGACACGGACUUUAAAAAACUCAAAGAGCCUUUGCUCCCUGGACUAUGAAGACGAUGAGGAUGACACCCAAGCGAAGACUGUUGUGUCCUCCCCAUGUAACUCACAGGGCCUUGUGGGCAUCACCACACCCAGCUCUAGCCCAGGGAUUCUCAGGCCUGGCCCUACCAGUCCUAGUGCCUGGGCUUCAGGGGAGCCAGAGGCCAGCACAGGCGAGGGUGGGAGCAGUGGGGACCCCAGUGACUGGGACAGUGCAGGAGAGGAGGGCAUCUUCCCACUGGACCACGGCGACCUGGACCUGGAGCAGAUCGAGAACAACUGAUGUCUGGCUGAGCAGUGGUUGCUGUCUGUCACCUUGGUGCCUGACCGGUGGAAAUAACGUGUGUUAUUUUGAAAAUUGAGGCGUAAUUUUGAUUCAGUUUUUCCUAAAAAAGUAUUUUGCAUUUUUAUGGCUUCUACAGUUUGGGAGAGCUUCUCUAUUUUGAAAUGGGUUUUCACAGGGCAUUCUAUUAAACAUGAUUCUGCCUAGAGUCUCUCCACUUCUGCUCUUUUUGCUGUGAAAACCAAGUGAUUUGCUUGAUAACCUUGGGGCUGAUGGUCUGCAGGCUCCCUGGGGAGGGAUCACAGCCUGAGAGUUUGGGGUGUUCUGUACCCUUAGCCUUUGAUAUCUGCAGUUGGCAAACUGGCAGCUUGGACCCCCUGACUUUCUGAUGGUGAGGUGCUGGCUGGGUUGGGUUGAGUCUUAAUGCUGCUUUUCUAUAGCCCAGUGGCUUUGAGCUUCUGGGACAUGCAGUGGCCAUACCAGUCCCCAAAAGUGAUGCUGCCAGCAGUAUGGCUAGCACC